This is a messenger RNA of Paramacrobiotus metropolitanus, 1054 nucleotides long. RefSeq lists its product as uncharacterized. The record is from RefSeq and is a predicted model, not a curated record. The transcript has 3 exons. The coding region runs from base 177 to 788 and encodes 203 amino acids. Lineage: Eukaryota; Metazoa; Tardigrada; Eutardigrada; Parachela; Macrobiotidae.
CUGAUAGGUGAGAUAGCGUAGAUCUUGAGCCUUCUCGCAGCUGUAGCUCGUGCUCGUAUAUAAACGCCUGUGCAUACCUGUUGCGGAUAUAGUAAGAUUCACAGUCUCCACUAAAUUACCAAUCGAACUGUACACGCGCGUACAGUACUUAAUUGCUUUUCCGCAACAGCAGAAAAAUGUUGGCCAGUUGCACAAAAUUGUUCGCGUUGGCAGCAGCUGUUUUGGCGAAGACAUGCGAGGAACAACGGGAAGCGUGCGACGUUUUAAGGAACAACAUGUAUUCAUCACAGAAUGAACAUGAAUUAGACAAUUUGCCCUGGCCAGCGACAAACGAGGAUUACGCUCCAUAUAGAGCGCUCGCUGAAAAACACUGCCGCAUGCAAAACGAAACAGCACACUGCAAGAAGGCCCUGAUGGCCCGUUGCUCCGACGAUCCCUAUAUUUCGGCGCGCUACUUCUACUACAGUCCUUACUCGGCAGGAUGGGGCCUGUCAAGGGCUGCACUCUGCCAGUAUGACAUUAAUCCGCUGCGGUAUACCCGCGCUGAACGCUACUGUGACCGACUAACACGCGAUGUAGAGUUCCAGUUGCACCAUGGGUCGGAGGAGGCGGCGUCCCAGCGCAAUGUCACCGAUGUGAAGAGUGCGGUCUGCGAAGGCCUGCGCACGUACGUGGAGCGACUGGAAGGUCCGCUCAACGCGACGCUGUCCAGCGUUUGCGGGUCGGACGCGGUGGAAGCUAUGCGCGAUGGCUACCGAGCACAACAUGCCGCUUUCUGUAUUUCCUAAAAUGACCUUGCAAAUGCCGAGUAGAUUUUUGAUUUUAAAACAAUGCCGACGUUAACAACACCAUUAUUAGUCCAAAGGACAUACGAAUAGUUUAUUGUCGUAAAAGAGAAUGUGAGAAUAAACGCCGCCAUAUUUGUGCAGAUCAAACCGAUCCUCGAAAUAGGCGAAAUCCUCGUUCAGAUACCAUUUUUUGGCGUCUGUCGUACGUAUGGUGCACGGACAUUUCUCACAUUUUUCGAGGCGUGUUUAAAAACAUUUUUUUCCGA